Molecule: messenger RNA, 1786 nt
Organism: Jatropha curcas
Lineage: Eukaryota; Viridiplantae; Streptophyta; Magnoliopsida; Malpighiales; Euphorbiaceae
Product: diaminopimelate decarboxylase 2, chloroplastic
Cellular component (GO): chloroplast
Molecular function (GO): diaminopimelate decarboxylase activity
Source: RefSeq, a predicted model, not a curated record
UUUUAGUCUCUUUUAUCUCAGUUCUUAAACCCUACAACACUUUCUGAAAGGCUUUGAGAGUUUCUGGUUGAUCAAUGGCGGCGACCACCACAAGCACCCAUCUUUACCGUCCACCCUCUCUGUCCAAAACCCGAACCUAUCCUUUGAACCAAAACCCAUUUCUUAAAAUUCCCAUUUUACCUCUAAAAUUCACCAGAACCUCCUCAAAACCUUUCUCUCUCAAAGCAGUUUUAUCCCAAAACCAAGCAAAUACGUUUACCCAAAAGACUACUCCUUUUAAGCAUUGUUUCACAAAACCCUCUGAUGGGUUUCUCUACUGUGAGAAUCUCAAGGUCCAGGAUAUUAUGGAGAACGUUGAAAAAAGACCAUUUUAUUUGUAUAGUAAGCCCCAAAUUACUAGAAAUGUUGAGGCUUAUAGGGAUGCUUUAGAAGGAUUGAAUUCAAUUAUUGGGUAUGCAAUUAAGGCUAAUAAUAACUUGAAGGUUUUGGAGCAUUUGAGGCAGUUGGGUUGUGGGGCUGUCCUUGUUAGUGGUAAUGAGCUUAGACUGGCUCUUCGCGCUGGAUUCGACCCCAAAAGGUGUAUUUUUAAUGGAAAUGGGAAGCUUUUGGAGGAUUUGGUUUUAGCUGCUCAAGAAGGUGUUUUUGUUAAUGUGGAUAGUGAAUUUGAUUUAGAGAAUAUUGUAGCAGCUGCUAGAAUUGCUGGCGAAAAGGUUAACGUUUUACUUCGAAUUAAUCCAGAUGUUGACCCUCAGGUCCAUCCUUAUGUUGCCACUGGGAACAAGAACUCUAAAUUUGGCAUUCGAAACGAGAAACUGCAAUGGUUUCUGGAUGCUGUUAAGUCACAACCUGAUGAGCUGAAGCUUGUGGGGGCUCAUUGCCAUCUUGGCUCAACCAUUACAAAGGUGGACAUAUUCAGGGAUGCUGCAGUUCUUAUGAUCAACUAUAUUGAUGAAAUUCGAGCUCAAGGCUUUGAAGUUAACUACCUAAACAUAGGAGGUGGUUUGGGUAUAGAUUACUAUCAUGCUGGUGCUGUCCUUCCCACUCCAAGAGACCUCAUUGACACUGUUCGAGAUUUGGUGCUCUCACGGGAUCUCAAUCUCAUCAUUGAACCAGGGAGAUCAUUAAUUGCAAAUACCUGCUGCCUGGUCAACAGGGUCACGGGUGUGAAAACUAACGGAACUAAAAAUUUUAUUGUGAUUGAUGGCAGCAUGGCUGAACUUAUUCGACCCAGUCUUUAUGAUGCAUACCAACACAUAGAGCUAGUUUCUCCUGCACCACCAAAUGCUGAGGUUUCAACUUUUGAUGUGGUGGGUCCUGUCUGUGAGUCUGCUGAUUUCUUGGGAAAGAACAGAGAACUUCCAACCCCUGCUAAGGGAGAUGGUUUGGUAGUUCAUGAUGCUGGUGCUUACUGCAUGAGUAUGGCAUCAACAUACAAUCUGAAGAUGCGCCCUCCUGAAUACUGGGUCGAAGAAGAUGGAUCAGUGACCAAAAUACGGCACGGAGAGACAUUUGAAGACCAUAUGAAGUUCUUUGAGGGUCUUUGACUGCAGAAAUUAACCAUUUGUACCAGAGCAACAGCGUUUUGGCAAUUUUAGAUUAUGAUUAGAAAUUAUGUUUGUUCCAAUAGUUUUGAUUACUUUGGUGAUUUUUAUGUUGUGGAUUAAAAUUAAGUAAUAGUGAUAAGUUGAGUGAUUGUGGAUGAAACUUAUCCCAUUGACCAGCGGUCUCAUCUCACAUAUUUGAAGCCCGCUAGACCCUCUUAUGGUUUCACACUCUCACUUCUACA